AUGUACUGUGAAAUGGGUAGGUCGGCGCUGCAGAUGACGCAGUCCUCUUCACUAGGUGGUGACCUUGGUGGAUGGUCCGCCUUACUGAUGCUCUGGGCGUGGGAGCGAUUUCCUCAUACAACACCACUACAUAUAGAGACGGGGGCGCAGAUUACCGAGGACGCAGUCUAUAGUGCACAAAACUUAUAUUAA
Molecule: messenger RNA, 192 nt
Organism: Linum tenue
Lineage: Eukaryota; Viridiplantae; Streptophyta; Magnoliopsida; Malpighiales; Linaceae
Source: the annotation of a GenBank genome assembly